Molecule: messenger RNA, 9706 nt
Organism: Coregonus sp. 'balchen'
Lineage: Eukaryota; Metazoa; Chordata; Actinopteri; Salmoniformes; Salmonidae
Source: the annotation of a GenBank genome assembly
CCCUGAGCUAUUGAGAGGGACUCAGAGACCUGGGGACCCUGACCUGAGAAACAAACAGACCAGAACAGAGAGAAGAGAGACAGACAGACUAAUCGGAGAAUAAGAACAACAAUCUGCUGUAACACAUUGGGGAAAUAAAGAAGAAUAAGAAACAAGGAAAAAUACAAUUGAGCAAGAACUAGGUGAAGAGAUAGAAGGGGCAAUUACCACAGCUAGAGGAAGAAGGGCUGAAACACAGAGUGGUGGAAGAGAGACCCUGAAGAGACCGAGAGCGUGAGAGAGCAGAAGAACCACAUCUAGUCUACAUCUGUGUGUGUAGCUGUUUGUAUCCACCAUGUGGCUGCUGCUUAGCCUGUGUGUAUUCUGUCUGCUGGGGUACAGUGAGGGGCAGGACCGUGCCACUCUCUGGAGGGGGAAUGACCGCAGCGGGCACUGCCAGUACACCUUCACCGUGCCCAGCCCCAGCGAGACCAGCUGCUCCCCUACAGUCUCUGGAGGACCAGAGAUGGAGGGGCUCAAGGCUAGACUCAGCCUGCUGGAGGUAUUGGUGGCCAGGCUGACUGGAGGGGAGAUAGGGGGUCCUGGGGCUGGGUCCCAGUCCCAGGCUGGUCUCCAGGAGGCUCUGACCCAGGCUAUGGGAGAGAGGAUCCUGCUGCAGGGAGAGAAGGAGCGUCUGGAGAGAGAUGUGGAGGAGCUUCAGAGGAGGAUGGAGGAGAUGAGGAGAGAGACGGAGAGACUGAAGAGCAGACCCUGCUACCCACAACCCCCUCUGGUGCCACCCAACGUCCCGCUACAGGACAGUGGUCUGCGACCUGCUGGAGGUGAGUAACAACAUUCUCUCUGUCUGUUCGCUUUUCUACUAGGGUCGGAAAGUUCAUAAGAUUCCUGAUUAAGUGGUGCAAACGUUAAAGACAGACUGUGUUGUAACUGCAAGUGUUCUCUAUUCCCUCUAGAAGACCUAUUUUUGCUGCAGAUCAAGUGUCUUGUGGUUUUAUAGUGAGUCAGGAGAUUCUGCGUUAACUGGAAGAGCUGAGUAGAAAUGUGACGCACACACUCAAUGAUGAGGCUCUUUCCUGUAACAUAGUGGAUGCCACAGACCUGUGUAUGGGUGGGUGGGUGUGUGCGUGUGCAUGUCUGUGUUUGGGCAACACAAGCAAGGAUGCAGAAGUAGGGUCAGGUUUCUCAGCUAUCGGUCUGUUUUAAGGCGCAAAGGGAGGGAGAAGGUUAUAGAGGACAGGGUUACGACCAGAGCCUUCCCUAUGAUGGUGCUUCCCUGAACUUCCUCCUACAUUACCCGGCGGGGUGUAAUGUAGGGGGAAGUUCAGUCUCACCUCCAUCUCACCUUAGGUUUGAUGACGCUCCCCUCUGUCGGUGUGUGUGUGUGUGUGUGUCUUGUAAAACUGAGAUUGCCUUCAACCGUAAAUCCGCCUUUCCCAACGUCCCAUACACCACCUCCCUAUCCCAUUAUUCCAGAGCAGCCCUAUUGGAGCAGCCCUACUGGUCAGCUGUAUUGAAGCAGCCCUAUUGGAGCAGCCCUAUUGGAGCAGACCUAUUGGAACAGCCGUAUUGAAGCAGCCCUAUUGGAGCAGCCCUACUGGUCAGCCGUAUUGAAGCAGCCCUAUUGGAGCAGCCCUAUUGGAGCAGCCCUACUGGUCAGCCGUAUUGAAGCAGCCCUAUUGGAGCAGCCUUAUUGGAGCAGCCCUACUGGUCAGCCGUAUUGAAGCAGCCCUAUUGGAGCAGACCUAUUGCACUACAGCCCUAAAAGGAGUUCAUAUAUUUCCCUGCAUGGCACUGUGGCAUCUGGUUAGAUCCUCCUGUAAGCACCUGCAGGCUAAAACAUACAGAGAAAACGCUGGGGGAGCACCAUACAGCUCCAUACAAAUGGGGACACACACCCAGGGGACGGGCAUACGGAAAACAAAUCACAGCCAGAGAGAAGGAAACAUGACAAAGGGAAGAGAGGAGUAAAAAGUAAAACAAUUACAGUGUUUCCCCUAUAUUAAUUGAGCAGCGGUGCUGCCACUCCCAAAAAUAUGACAAAAUAAAAUAAACGUUCAAUAUUUCUUUCAAGACACGUUUUUAAAGGGAUAUUGCGAAAUGUUGGCAAUUAAGCCAUUUUUCGACUUACUCGGAUUCAGAUGAACUCAUAGAUACAUAGCAUGCGAGCUGUUCCCAUAGACUUCCAGUCAUUGCGCUAACACUAUUUAGCAAUGGCUCGCGAAACUACCUUCAAAUUCCUUCAAACUGCACGCAGAGACAUAAAAUGGUAUCCAUGAGUUAAUCUGACCCUGGGUAAGUAGAAAAAGGGCUUAGUUGCCAAAAUCUUGCACUAUCCUUUUAAGAUCAGAGUGACAAGUUACAACUAUAUUUGUAGCAAACUGAUUCAACAGUGGCUCAAAUGAGAGCCAUGAGCACACAGCCACCGCUUGCUCCUCACAAUCUCCCUACAGUGCAGUGGUGGGCAUCAGUUAAAUAUCAGAUGGUGUGAACAUAAUUAAAUGUUCAUGCAUUUUGGAGUAGAAUGUCCUUUUAAAAAGUCACCAGAAGUAGCCUUCUCUCAGUCAUUAUACAAAAAAAUCCCCCCUACCUUUGCCACCGCUACCAAAACAAAUCCUAGGGGAAACACUGCAAUUGCUGUGGAAGUGUGUGCAUGUGCGUGUGCUCGCAUAUGUGUGUUGAGGUAUGGUAAAGGGGUUCCUGGUUUUAACAGCCGUCCGCUCAACAAACACAACAGAAAUCCCCAGCUGAUCUCAGCUGAUAGAGCUCAGCUUUACUGGACCAGUUCAAAUACUGUGGGCUCUUUACUAGGUAAGAUUAAAACACCUAUCUGGCCCUAUAACAGGCCAUGCUUUAUUAAUGUCUCCUUUUAUUGUUUAACUCAAUGGGACUUACUGGUUAAAUAGUGGGUAGCUAGGGCUGGUCAGUCAGAAUUAGGCAUCUAGAAGAUGAGGUUGUUUCUGAUGGUGAACCAGGUGAACAUUGUGUCUGAAAUAUGAAGUGGGUUUCAUAUCGGUUUAAAAAACAUCUGUAGCGACUGACUCACCUCUGCCUAAAUAUAUUUUGUUACGUUAGUUUUCUAAUGGGUUAUGAAAAGACACCUUUGUUGUAGAAUAGAUGUUAUCAACAGCAGCCAAGCCAAGAGACCCAUGGUGAGCAUGACUGCAUCCAAGAACAACAGCUCUGCUACACAGCAACAUUCAGGUGGACUGACACGUGCUCUGAGACUGAGACUGAGGGAGGCAGAGCAGAGCAGCCUUCAACCAAAUAACUCUAAUAGCACAUGGUUAGAAGGGCUGAUUGGGCUGUCCUCAGAGAGCAUGCAUGUGUGUGUGUUCAUAUGUUUUGGUGUUUCAGUCUGGGGGUCUUGAUGUUCUGCCGGAUUUGCGCCAUCACACAUAACACACACACACAUGAACAAUAUGCACUUGUUUACCUGAGAUUAUGAAUGACCUGGCCCUCUGGGAACACUUAUGUAGUUCAGGGAAGCAAGACUCUCCCCCUCAUCCUCCCUUACCCCUCUCACCCCACCAGCCUCCUCUCCCCAUACUCAUCCACCCAGAAAGCAUCCUUGACCCUGGCCAUACAAGGCAUGAACAGAAGCAAACGAUAAUGGACAUUCUCAUUGGGCAAGUUCAGGCUGUACUUCCUCCAUUUCAAAACCCCUUUCUUCUGUUUUGUGCCUAUUGAACGUAGCCCUGGUCUCCCCCCUUCAAAUCCCACACCUCUCCUCCUCCUUCUCAUUCAACUUUACCCCAACCUCACCUCCCCUCUCCAUCAAAAGAGGAAAUCAAUAUCAGCUUCCAGAUGCUAAGACUAACAUGUGCUGCAUCAUUUUGGCUCAUUAGGAGCCUGUAAACUCUUCACACACAUGCACGUGCACACACACACAUGCAUUGUACCAUUACAAGGCUGUAAACACAUUAACACAUUAGCAUCCAUCGCUGUUGUAGAUCAGUCACAGCUGCUGUUUAUCAACAUGUCUGAAGAAACUAUCAAUUGUAAUGAUUGUCUGAGGGGCUGAAGGGAGCGGGAGAGGGUAUGGAGCAGAGGGGAUGGGGAGUGAUUGGUGAGGCUUGGGGGAGUGUUUGGCGUUGUUCCAGUUGAACUAAACUGGUAUGAGGAAUUGCUAUCUGUGGCAGCAGGGCAGGUGGCGGAGGGGCUCCAAGACUGAAGGUUUUGUGUGUGUCUGUGUGUGUCUGUGUGUGUCUCUGUGUGUGUGUGUGUGUGUGUGUGCGUGCGUGCGUGCGUGCGUGCGUGCGUGCGUGCGUGUGUGCACGUGCGUGCCUGCGUGCCUGCGUGCGCGUCCAACAGUCCGGCAGACUCCACAGUAGCUGGGAAUCCACUCAGGAGUGUUCUUUUCCUCUGCUUACAUUCCCUGCUGUCAGUAGUAUUGCCAGAGACCCCCCUCCCAGCACACACACACAGAUAUACCCCAUGGCUGGCUGAUCUGGGCCGCUCUGGCCUCAAUGGUCAUUGAAUAGUCAGGGUUGGUGCCGUCAGUCAGUGUGACCAUUGUGUGUGAUACUAAAUCCAGUAUGUAUUUGCAGGUGCUGGUGUUCUCUCUCACCUGGUUUCCAGACCUGGAAGACAAUGGGACACUGGCAGCCUGAGAGGUAUGGCGUCUUCUGUAAAACCACUGAGUGUGUGUUUGCAUGUUCGCGUACAUAUCUUAUUUCAACAGAAUGAAUAUAGCCUAAUAAAAAAGUAAAAGAAUAGGACCUCCAAUAAAAGUAGAGCAGUUAGGCCAUGAAGACAGUGUCCAGUCCAGUGUCAUGGACAGAUGUGCCAGGAGAUGCUCUGUCUUUGAAUGAGUCUUGGUUUGAUGCAGUCAUCCCACCUGCAGCUGGAAUGUGUCAGCAAUGUGUCGCAGGUAAUCUAUCAGGGGUCGAUUGUGGUAGUCCCCAACAAGCCGCUUUACCUUCUCUUGGCUAGUGCAGACUCUCUCUGGUGAUGGUAGGUUGCCAGCGAAGUACUGCUCCAGUUGAGGUUCAGUCAGAGCCUGUUGUUGUCGCAGGGCAUCGAUGAACUCCAGAACCGUGGGGUGUGUGGCACCAACAAGAUCCCUGAAGGCCUGAUGCUAGUCCUCCAGUGCCUUCCCACUGGGAACAGACUGAAAUGACGUGGAAAAUGUUUUGAUUCAACCACUGUGUGCCCAGUGGAUUGUUGGUCUUCACAAAGUCUUGCUGCUUGACAGCAUCGUAGUAUUUCCACAUUUCUGAAAUAUACGUAGAGACAUUAGACACCGUGCAAUGCUUUAAUACUGUCAUAAUAAUAAAUAUUAGGUCUAUAGGUACGUUUUAACAAAACGUACCUAUGGCAAAUGCCGAAGCUCUUCUGGUGACUUCUCCUGGAGAUGAUCUCCAGGGCCUAAUGAAUCUGAACUCAAAGUGCCACACAACAUCGUGCAGCUCCCGGCCCUGAGAGUAUGUGGGUAAUAUCAGCUCCUCCUUCUCUCCACAUCAGCCAGGUGGACAAAUGCUAGCGCAGGGAGUAUCUUGAGGUGGAGGGCGAAGGUGGGGUCACUGCGGUACCUUGAUACCAGCUCGUCAUGGCUCUGGAUAAAUUAGUCUUCCAUGUACCGCCAAAAGUUCUGGCUCAGAUGGAAGAAGGAACCCCGAAUUUGUACCUCUUGAAACCUUCAUAGCUACUGGUGCUAAGUCAGUCAUGAUAGAGUCUGGUUUCAUCUCAAGCUCCUCAGUGCCUCCAACACAAGAGUGUAAAAAGCCUAAAAAAUAUUAAAUAUAUAGGUAUAAGAUUAAUUGCAUGAUCAACUCAACAUUGCUGUAAAGCAUUAUGUUUUAUGAACCCUUCAUACAACAUCAAUAGUAUGCUAAUUGUUGAUGCUUACCUCAGAAUUAUAGGGCAGUAACAAAUAGGCUGCUGGAAUCACGGUUGACUGUCGCAGCCCCGAAAUGCUGUACAACUGCUGAAACAAAGGUGGGGCUGCUUUGAAUGAUCCAUCUACACACCAGGAUGGGGACUGGCACAGGAAAUCCACGUUGCAUGUCAUUGUGAAGAUAAGAAACCUUUCUGGUCCUGGUCCACUGUCAUGCUGGAGGAACAGCUCUCCACUCGCCGUGCCACCGUAGCUCUCGGGGAGGAGCAGGUCGGAGAGGGUCGGUACAGGGGCGCCUGGUUGUUCUGUAGGUCCUCCUGUUAAAAAGGCCAGGGCUUACUAAGACAAAACAAAAACACAACUGCCGAACAGGCAUUCACACGUCAGGGUCUCCAGUUCCUCCUUCAAAACCAGCCAACCCUCUACAAUCUCCGAUCCGUACAUGGCAUGGUUGUGUUCUCCCACCAUCUUGGUGAUACGCCCGGCUGUGAGGGUGAUGUGACCUUUGCACUUGUACUGAUCUUAACUGGUGCACUUCCAGAACCGCUUAUUUGUAGUAAAGCUAUCCUCUCUGUAAAUGUAGCCAUUAUGUGCCAGGACAAUGGUCCAAGGUUUGUUCGGGCCAGCAUCACCAAUGUCAUAGAGUUUCAUUGUAGCUCCUUGUUGGUGACCUCCCCCCCCCCCCCACUCCAGACCCAGUUUGGCAGUAUGGUGGUAAUGCAGGGUUCCAGGAGUUGAAGGCUGAGGUGACUGAGAUUCCUGCUCCUAUUCCCGAGGGCCCAGAGGACAGCACAGGUGAGACACACACCUGAACACACAGCUGUCCUGAACACACACCUGGAAUAUCAAAUUGUUAAUUAACCUGACGCGGUCCCAACAGCCCCAUUAUUAUUGCACAGUAACCCCCCCCCCCCACCCCACCCCUGUACAGCGAACCCACAGAAUACCAGGGCAAUAUCAAGGCAAAUAUCAGGGCAAAUACCAACACCAGAGCAUAAGAGACUGCAUGGGUUUGUAUAUUUAGUGCCUGACAGGGAGUGAGAUCCAUUGAAGCUCUCUGAACACACUGAGUGGCACAUCUAUGAUAAGAUUAUCUCCAUCAUACACGUUUACCUUGGCACAUUUCUGUUGCCGUUUCUGUCACAUCUUGAAAAAGACAAACGUCAAAAAAAUAAACAUGCUGAGAAGAAUAUGGUCCUCUGUAGCUCAGCUGGUAGGGCACGGCGCUUGUAACGCCAAGGCAGUGGGUUCGAUUCCCCGGGACCACCCAUACACAAAAAAAUUAAAAUAAAAUGUAUGCACGCAUGACUGUAAGUCGCUUUGGAUAAAAGCGUCUGCUAAAUGGCAUAUUAUUAUUAUUAUUAUGAAUGUGUGUGCUGGAAUAGUUCACAUCAGUGAUGGCUGUGCCUGUAACACCUUUAUAUUUAACCUUACAUCCAGAGAUACACCCUAACCCCCCCCCCACCCCCCACCCCACUUAUGUGCCUCACACACACCAUUCUGUCUUGAAUAUCCUAAAGGUAUUUUAGGAAAUUGUAAAUAUACAGCAGCCUGAUCAUUCUCUGAGUGAGAGACUUGUGGUGGAGGAUUCCUUCCUGCAUCUGAUCAGCUGCUGCUGUACUAACUCUGUACCACACACACACACUCAUCAGGUAUGUCAAACCAACACGCUGUAGACCUACUAUCUGUCUCUAAAGACAAAUUAUCAUCUCUCAUAUCUUUCAGCAGCCAUGACUUAUUCCCUCCAUCCCCCUAUCCAACAACAUGAUUUACUACAGAUCAUCUCUACACACACCUCUUCCCCCCUCUCUCUCCCUCUCCCUCUCGCUCUCUCUCUCUCUCUCUCUCUCUCUCUCUCUCUCUCUCUCUCUCUCUCUCUCUCUCUCUCUCUCUCUCUCUCUCUCUCUCUCUCUCUCUCUCUCUCUCUCUCUCUCUCUCUCUAUAUAUAUAUAUAUAUCUUACAGGGUGCAUCUCAAUAGUCUAAAGUAGUGUCCUCACCCCUGACACCUCUAACAACCCUGUCCCUCUAACUGCCCCCCAUCACCCCUUCUCUCUCUUAAUCUCUCUAACUGCCCUCUCUCUCUCCCUCCCCCCUCCUCUCUCCCAGGUUGUGGGGAGUUGAUAUCAAUAGGUGAGCCAGUGUCCCAUCGUAAGGCUGACAGUAUAGCUGGUAAAUACGGGGUGUGGAUGCAGGACCCAGAAGCUGUGGCGCCCUAUGGAGGGAAGAUGGUGUGGCGCAUUGAUACAGUGGGGUCAGAGGUCAGACAGCUCUUUGGUUACGAAGACAUGGAUCAGCUCUCUAAAGGCUUCCCCUCCAAGGUGGGUGACUGACUGACUGGCAUGGGAUAGUCCUAGAGGCUAACCUUAACCACAGAUCUAGGAUCAGAUUACCUUCUCCCUAACCAACCCUUAACUUAACCAUGAUAACAUAUUGAGGUAUAAUGUAAAGGGUGACCAUUGACCAGAAUGUAUUAUCAUGAUCUAUUACAAGGUGUUGCUGUUGCCGGAGCCAGUGGAGAGUACAGGAGCAACUCUGUACCGUGGCUCUCUGUACUACCAGCGCCGCCGCAGCCGCACCCUGCUGAGGUACGACCUGGCGUCUGAGAGCAUCGCCGCCCGCCGAGACCUGCCCCACGCCGGCUUCCACGGCCAGUUCCCCUAUUCCUGGGGUGGCUACACCGAUGUGGACCUGGGGGUGGACGAGAAGGGCCUGUGGGCUGUCUACAGCACCAACAAGGCUAAAGGAGCCAUAGUGGUGUCCCAGCUGGACCCACACAGCCUGGCAGUGAAGAGGAGCUGGGAGACCAGCAUCAGGAAGACCAGCGUGGCUAACGCCUUCGUCAUCUGUGGUCGUCUGUACACAGUGGCCAGCUACACGGCUCCCAACACCACCAUCAACUUUAUGUUUGACACAGCUACAGGCCAGGGAAAGGAGGUGGCUCUACCCUUCAGGAAUAAGUACCGAUACAACAGCAUGGUGGACUACAACCAUGCCCAGAGGAAGCUCUUCGCCUGGGACAACUUCCACAUUGUGUCCUACGACGUCAGGCUGGGCCGCCAGUAGAGGAGCUGAGGAGGCCUCUUCAUACAAACCAAAGACUUUCUCUUGUCUGUCCUUUAAAGACUGACAGCUUUAGAGCAACUAGUGUGGUAGUAAGUUGUUAGUGUUAUUCACCACCUUCAUCAAUGCACAGGCCUAGUAGUUACCGUAACUGGCCACAAUAGUGAUUGAGAUUUAAGAUUUUUCUAGCAAAUUGCAUUAUGAAUGGAACCCUCUGCAGGUAUCUUGUUUCAGUGGAAAGGCAUUUGCCGUGGCACGGUCCACAAAUAUGUUUAUAGAGGAAUUAGUUGUCUACUGUUUGGUCAUCAGAGUAGUGCUUUUAUUGUGUUUCAUGUAUAGUUUUGAGAAGUGGAUUGGGGGCAAAGCCAACAUUAUCAAGUCUACUGCUCUCAAACAUCCGUGAUCAUACAAGGUCUAAUGUGUGUACUGUGUUUAAAACUAAUUAUGUUCAGGGACAAACUUGCUGCUCUCUCUAGCUCAGCACGUAUUGAAAUAUUGCAUGUUCCUGUGCAUUGUACUUCUCUAUAUUAAAUGAUGUACAAAUUCAUACCGAGGUCUAAUAAAGGUUAUCUAUUCUAAACAAUGUUUAUAGUUUAUUAUCCACUCCACACACGCUCACAGAACCUGCCUCAGUAACAAAUCACACAUACAGUAUGAGUAUAGUCUUGGUUUGGAGUCUGCACUUUAGAAAGCAAAAAGUCUGUGUUCUUAAAACCCACAUAAUCCAGGUUGGACAAAGGACACAAUACAUCUUGAGUUCUUUCAGUUUAAGGAAAGCAGAUACCGUGCCUUCAGAAAGUAUUCACACC